AGGAUUUAUCGUCCACAGAAGCCAUAGUAGACAGUUUAUAAUCUGUCCUCCUCAGGUAUAUGGCUUUAGAUGAGAAUUUCAAACUUCUUUUAUGGACUAUGGCAUGGUAAAACGGCAUUCCAACAAUGUGUGGGGAAUAUACUGAAACUGCUGGACGAUUUCGAAGAAAUUCAGCGGGCUCUGUGAACGAGUGAGACAUGGACAACUCUGUCACUCUGUGGCAGUUCCUCCUUCAGCUUCUACUGGAUUCCAACAAUGAGCAACUCAUCUGCUGGACCAAUGAGGAAGGGGAGUUCAAACUGCUGCAGGCCGAGGAGGUGGCCCGGCUGUGGGGAGCGCGUAAAAACAAGCCAAAUAUGAAUUAUGACAAACUCAGCAGAGCCCUCCGAUACUAUUACGAUAAGAACAUCAUAAAGAAGGUGAAUGGUCAGAAGUUUGUUUAUCGCUUUGUAUCAUAUCCUGACAUCCUUAAAGGUGAUGGUGCCAUGAGAACAGAAGGAGCGGACACAGCUGUGGGGAGCAUCACAUCACUUUCCAAAAAGAACGAUAGCACUGCACAGGAGGUCGACAUAACUGACAGAAACAAGGCAUCGGUGGGCUCUAGUGCUCUGGCCUCAAGCACCAAGCAGUCAAACCGUAAUGACUAUAUUCACUCAGGCCUGUACACAUCCUUUACUCUCAACUCACUGCAAAAUCGUUGCCAGCUUUUUAAGUCCAUCAAAAUAGAGAAUCCGGCCGAGAAAAUGUCAGAGAAGAGGGGACAGAGCACAGCAUCCCCCUGCCAGGAUGCCUUAUCCCCACCACAGCAACACACCCCUGUCUUGCCCUCUGUCAUCAAGUUUGGAAACACGCCACCAAAGCAGUCACCAGGACCACCCCCUGAGGUUGCCAUAGAGACAACCCUGAUGUCCACCCAAAUGGACCCACUCCAGGUUCCACUGCCCAGACAGGAGGACAUCAGCGUACACUCCUCCAUGCCCCAACAGCCUGUCUAUACAUUUGAACAGAUGCGACCAGCGGACCCUCAGUUUAACAUCCCCGACCUGAGCACAACAAGCCCCUCUCCCAACCUGGUGGUGGAGUCCUCUCAAGAGCUGGUCAUCGACACGGACAUAGAUUCAGGGUCCUCCCACCAGGCAGACUCCCAGUCCUUGGAGUGCACCAUAAACCAGGCAGAGAAGGUGGACAACAGCGGAGCUGAGAGCACAGAUGAGCACAUCCCAGUAGAAAUAGACUCAGUGAGCAGCAUCAGCACAGUUGCCACUCAGAGCUCAGGAAAGGCCCGGAAGCCACCCAAAAUCUUGCAAAUAAGCCCGCCCACUCUGCUCGUUACCGCCUCAGAUUUCUCCCCUAUGAACCUCUGCAGCCCCUCUCUACCCACCGCAUCGCUCACACCAGCAAUGCUACAGACUCCCACCCUGCUGCUGACCCCAAGCCCUCUUCUGUCCAACAUUCACUUCUGGAGCACACUCAGUCCAGUUGCUCCUUUGAGUCCUGCCACACGGCGCCAAGGAGCCCACCUAUUCCAAUUCCCCUCUGUGCUCACCCCUUCGUUCCAGAUCCCCGUUCACAGCCUGGAUGGGACCAACACUCCAGGCCCUAUCUCUCCAGACCCUCAGAAGACAUGAACCAGCUUAACCCAACCAAACCAGAGCUGUGUGCGCCUCAUUCCACGGGACACUGGUGCUCUACACACUACACACUAUCUGAAUCUUUGCAAAUGCACACAUCUCACAGUUGGAUGCUACUAGUUUCUGUAUGAACAGUUUCUGUGGAUCGAUGUCUGGACUUCAGAAGACCCAGACAAUAAAGAACAAUGUGAGAGGAUUUUUAUGGCAACUGCUGGACAUUAAGCAUCUUUCCUUUUUAUAUUGUUCCUGUUGCUGCCAAAAACACACCUUGUAAAAUCGUAGCCACUUUUGUGCUUUUUUAAUUUAAAGGGUAUAGAUGCACCCUUAUGAUCUGCAUGCUUAUCUAUAGACCUUUUAAUUACUUUCUGCCCCCUACGUUAAGCCUUCUCUGCUGCUCUUUAAGGCGAUAGCCAUACCAAACCUUAACUGUCUUAUCGUGACACAUGGCCAUGAACCAUGCUUCUCCUAUGCCAAUCAUUUCAGCCCAAUCUUUAGAUAAGAGUAGGAAAGACCAGAAAGCAUUUGUCAUUGUACCAGAGGAAUGUAAAUGCAUGUAUUACAGAGAAGCCAUAGUUUUUAUCUGCAGGCAACAUGUAGUCUAAGAAUCGUCAAGUUUAACGUACUUUAUUUAAAGCUUCAAUCCAACCCCAAGUUCCACUAAGUGGACUUGUGUAAUAGGUUAAGUCGGAAGAAUAGUAUUGACCUCAGAUAAACAAAACAUGCAGUAACCAUGACUGUCAGUAGACUACUGUAAACUUCAAAUGAUAAGGUCACUUUGCAUUAGUGCAGUACUCAAGUACUUACAGAAAUGCAUUUAAACAUUCCAAUACGAAUCAAACCUUAUUUUUAAAAUUUCACUUGAUGGAGACAGGCCUUAGAAGCCAGUCAACUUUCAACCUUUUUAAAAUAUGAUAGACCUUUUAGAGCCAUGUAUGUGUUUUGCACACAAAAUUAUAGAACGGUUUAGUGACAGAAGUAAUAGACAGAUGUUUUUUUCAUUAGCCUUCUAUCAGCAGGAAAGUUGUGAUGAUUUUUGAAAUGAUUUUUGAAGCCAUAAGAGGGAGGCUGCAGCAUCUAUGCUAUAGAAUAUACCAAUUAAUGUUUACAUGAAACUUGGAGUGUAAUGCCAAGUCCUUACCCAGGGAUGAAUGACCAGCCAAUUGCUAAUCAACCACGACAUUGCCCCUUUGGAGCCAAAAGUCACAGUACAUUGUGCCUUACCAUAGCCAUGCCCACCUCUAUCAGUAGAAAAUGUGAUUUACAUGUAAACAGCAUCUCUGCAAAGGUCUAUGAUCCUUGAUUCACUUUUGAUGCUUUGGUGCAAAACCUCAAAGUGUGCACUGUAUGUGCUGUGCAUCUUUGGGAUGCAAUCUAUAUUUCAUUUACCGCCACAGUUGUGGAGGUCUUUUCAAACACCAGUGAACUAAAACAUAAUUUGCUUAGACACAUUAAUCUUUUGUUCUCAUACCUAUCGUACAUCUAUAGUUAACGCUAUACAUAAUGUUCUGAUUGAUAAUUGCCAGUUGCCUGUCUUUGUUCCUCUGUUCGUUGAAUAGAUUUCUGUUAGAUGGAAGUCUGAUUAUGUUUUAGUGCCUAGGUGUUCAGACAAUUUGCAUACUUUGUACUUGGCAUUGUGGGAAAUAUGCACAGCAUGUAAAAUGUUUCACCUUUAAAGGUGGCAGCCACGUCUCUUUCCAGCCAGCUCCUAAAUGUUUGUGAUAACUUGUGAUAAAGUGUAUAAAUAUCAAUAUAUCUAUAAUAAUCUUUUAAUCAUUUAUGUGUAAUGCUUUUCUUGUAAUGCCAUUAGAGUUUUGAGAUUAAUUUCUAUUUUUGUAAUGAACAUAUAGUUAGAUUAGUUAGUUAUUUUGGGUUGUCUGAUCUCAUGCUUUAGUUGUGCAUGUUUGUUUUAUGACAAGUUCUCUGAGGAGUGGCUGCGCUGUGGGAAAUCAAAGCCUUAUGGGACAUUCAGAAUCUAUGUUUUGUAUGUAAUGUGUUUUGAUAUUCUGUGUCAAUAUUGUAAAAGCAGAUGUUGUGAUAUGACGUUUGCACUCUUUUGGGGUUCCUGUAACAAUUUGAUUCACUCUUUUUGCAAUUCAAAUGUUUGAUAAAAUGUGUGUAUAUUUUCCCAAAGGGGGAUAAUGCCUAGCACUUAGUAUUUUUUGUAAAAAAAAAAAUAUAUAUAUAUAUAUAUAUAUAUAUAUUCAACCUGUGUGUGUGUUUAAUAACAUACAGACUUUGUAAUCAGGCACUAUGCUGCAAAGUAAUCAAAGUUUAUUCAGGAUGAGUCCAAUAUAAUUGGCAGCUCUUAUUUUUUCUUAUUAUUUUAAAAUGUAUUAUAGGAAAUAAUAUAGGAAUAAUGAACCCAUAGCCUUUUUAAUGCAACAAACAGUCUUCUACAGUUUCUGUUGGACAGGUUGUGGUUAAAUAUAUAUUAAAAAUCAUCAUGAUUUAUUCAUAAUUUGUUCAAGUAUAUGAACAGUGGGAAAUAUUACUAAAUCUUUGUAAGGGGCUCCUCAUUUCCUCUGUCAUUUGUAUCUUGUUCCUCUUUGACCUCAUCUUGACAUGUAAAAACUUAUUUGUUGCUUGGUUUAAAAUGUUCUCUGUUUAAUGCUUUUUCCAAAUGUUUACAUGCUGCUUGUCUUAAGUGGCAUUUUGGUGUAGGAGAAGAGACCAACAAUAAAACAUAUCUAACUCUA
Molecule: messenger RNA, 4327 nt
Organism: Boleophthalmus pectinirostris (great blue-spotted mudskipper)
Lineage: Eukaryota; Metazoa; Chordata; Actinopteri; Gobiiformes; Gobiidae
Gene: elk4
Product: ETS transcription factor ELK4
Exons: 6
Coding region: 198-1628 (476 amino acids)
Biological process (GO): cell differentiation; regulation of transcription by RNA polymerase II
Cellular component (GO): nucleus
Molecular function (GO): DNA-binding transcription factor activity, RNA polymerase II-specific; sequence-specific DNA binding
Source: RefSeq, a predicted model, not a curated record